UGCCAUUUUAACAGUCUCUCUCUCUUCACAUUUUUUCAAAACUCUCUUUACUUUCUCAAUGACCCAGAGGGCAGAGAGGCCAAAGGAACAGAGAUAAAGCAACAAAAGUAGUCCAAAACCCCUCAAGUUUACUUUAAUCUAAUCCAUCUUUAUCUUUUCCCCUCAAAGAAACAAAAACACACAUUACAGCUCAUGAAGGUCCCCUCAAUGCUCAUCAUCUUCUUCCUCUCUCUUUUUGCUUUAAUUUUGCAGCCCUCUCACUCCACCACCAUACUAGUAGAUGGAGUUUCAGAAUGGAAGAAUCCAGCUGUUCAUAUAGGAGACUCCAUCAUUUUUAAACGCAAUCACUACAACCUCUACAUUUUCAAGAACCAAAGAGCCUUCAAUCUCUGCAAUUUUACUCAAGCCACACUUCUCAGCAAACUUAAUUCAACCUCUUACACGUGGCACCCAUCACGCCCGGGAUUCUUCUACUUCACCUUCAACAAUGGCACUUUGAAAACAUGCGAAGCCUCUGAAAAGUAUGCAGUAAAGGUGACUCAAAGUUCCACUAAUCUGGGUCCGUCUCCAGCUCCAGCUCCAGCUCCCUCUUCUGGCCGAGUUGUAUCAUCUUCUCCAGCAUUCUCGUGGCCAUUCCAUCCUCGGCAAGCCGAUUCGCCGAGUCCGGCACCCAGUGGUAGUUCUUCGUCCAUAGUGCCUGAUAAAGGUGGGGGUAUACCAUUUAUUAACAGUAAUCCUGCGGUGCCUUUGCCUACUGGUGAAGUCGACUCUGCUACUAUACGUCCUAUACCAACCUCUGCCCAUGAAGGACGACAGGUGAUGGUGGGGCCAUUUGCGGUGGAAAUGGCUCUAUUAUGUGUGGCUUUGCUGAUGCUGUAAAAAGAGGAACAGAGAAUUGGUUGCAUUUUGUGUAGUGUAAAAUAUAUGAGUAGGGUAAUGUUGAACAGGAACGGCUUGUGUUCAGUAGCCAAUUCCAUUGGACACGUUAGGAUACGGACACGUGUCCAUAUCACAACGUGUCCAAUGAAACUGGCCACUGGACACAAACGCCACCCAUGUUGAAUUGAACCAUUUACUCAGGUCUGAUCUAAAGUAGCUUUAAAGAUUAUGAUUAUAAUACCAUGUAGUCAUGUGUUGUGAUGCCUUGGAAUCAUUGGCAUUUUUGGUCCUAAAGUUUUGCCAUGCAAUCAAGUACUCCUUUUUCUUUUUA
Messenger RNA from Quercus robur (English oak), 1210 nucleotides. Its product is annotated as early nodulin-55-2. NCBI's taxonomy places the organism in Eukaryota, Viridiplantae, Streptophyta, Magnoliopsida, Fagales, Fagaceae. The record is from RefSeq and is a predicted model, not a curated record. The transcript is spliced from 4 exons. The coding region runs from base 193 to 879 and encodes 228 amino acids.